CAAAUAGUACUGCUUGCCACCUCGUUAUAUACGGAGAAGCUCACAUUCUCAUUUCCCAAACUCUCACCAUUUUUCACCACACAAAACAAAACUCAUACCUCUAAUCACUACUACCUGUUCAUCAAUGGCGGACACUCAAGGAAAAGUCAUCACCUGCAAAGCGGCGGUGGCCUGGGAACCCAAUAAGCCUCUGACAAUUGAAGAUGUAGAGGUUGCGCCGCCGCAAGCCGGCGAAGUUCGAAUCAAGAUUCUCUUCACCGCUCUUUGUCACACUGAUGCUUAUACUUGGAGUGGCAAGGACCCUGAAGGUCUCUUCCCAUGUAUCCUCGGUCAUGAAGCUGCAGGAAUUGUGGAGAGUGUUGGCGAAGGUGUAACAGAGGUGCAACCUGGAGAUCAUGUUAUUCCUUGCUACCAAGCAGAGUGCAAAGAGUGUAAAUUCUGCAAGUCAGGAAAGACAAACCUCUGUGGAAAAAUCCGGACAGCUACUGGAGCUGGAGUUAUGAUGAAUGAUCGCCAGAGUCGUUUUUCUGUCAAGGGAAAACCUAUUUACCACUUUAUGGGAACUUCAACAUUUACCCAGUACACUGUGGUACAUGAUGUUAGUGUUGCAAAAAUUGACCCACAAGCUCCUUUGGAUAAAGUCUGCCUUCUUGGUUGUGGUGUAUCUACGGGUCUUGGAGCUGUCUGGAACACUGCAAAGGUAGAGCCCGGGUCCAACGUUGCUAUUUUUGGUCUUGGAACUGUAGGCCUUGCUGUUGCAGAGGGUGCUAAAACUGCAGGUGCUUCACGGAUCAUUGGUGUAGACAUCGAUCCCAAGAAGUUUGACGUAGCUAAGAAUUUCGGAGUGACAGAGUUUGUGAAUCCAAAGGAUCAUGACAAACCCAUACAGCAGGUGAUUGUGGAUCUCACUGAUGGAGGAGUUGACUACAGCUUUGAGUGCAUUGGAAAUGUUUCUGUGAUGAGAUCUGCCUUGGAGUGUUGCCACAAAGGUUGGGGAACAUCUGUUAUCGUGGGUGUUGCAGCCUCUGGUCAGGAGAUUUCUACUCGUCCUUUCCAACUGGUGACCGGCCGUGUUUGGAAGGGAACAGCUUUUGGUGGUUUUAAGAGCCGAUCUCAAGUACCUUGGCUUGUGGAGAAGUACAUGAAGAAGGAGAUCAAGGUUGAUGAGUACAUAACCCAUAACUUGACCCUCACAGACAUUAACAAGGCUUUUGAUCUCAUGCAUGAAGGUGGUUGUCUCCGAUGUGUAUUGGCAGCGCAUGAAUAAAUCAACCAACGAAUCACCAUAAAUGCAGCAUGGCUAUGAUUGUCUAUGAUGUUUUUCUUUCCUAGCUUUCAUAUGUAUUUCCGGGUGAGGUAGCAGACGAAACAGGGAAAUGGAUACAUGGUGAACCUUUUUGAGGUGUCUCUGCGUCCAUUAAGCUGGAAAUUUCAGCACUGGAUCAUCAAAAGCCUAAAUUUAAAUCAAGUUUGCAUAUUUCAGGACAUACUUUAUCAUCAUGCAAAUAUGCAAUUCAAUGUUGAGUAUUUUACAACAGAGUUAACCUA
Messenger RNA from Spinacia oleracea (spinach), 1548 nucleotides. Its product is annotated as alcohol dehydrogenase class-3. The record is from RefSeq and is a predicted model, not a curated record. The coding region runs from base 125 to 1267 and encodes 380 amino acids. The transcript has 9 exons. Gene Ontology annotation, molecular function: zinc ion binding; alcohol dehydrogenase (NAD+) activity; S-(hydroxymethyl)glutathione dehydrogenase [NAD(P)+] activity. Gene Ontology annotation, biological process: formaldehyde catabolic process. Gene Ontology annotation, cellular component: cytosol. NCBI's taxonomy places the organism in Eukaryota, Viridiplantae, Streptophyta, Magnoliopsida, Caryophyllales, Amaranthaceae.